Molecule: messenger RNA, 249 nt
Organism: Acanthocheilonema viteae
Lineage: Eukaryota; Metazoa; Nematoda; Chromadorea; Rhabditida; Onchocercidae
Source: the annotation of a GenBank genome assembly
AUGUUAAAGCCACCAAAGUGGCUUUGGUUUCUCGAUCUAACAGUUGGUAUUGUAUUCGUUUCCGGUAUUACGUCGUUUAUUAUUUGGCGACGUUCGGAAGAUUUUAGAAAGGAUACUUUCUCUCGUGUACCCCGAAUUGCUGAUUAUUUUUAUCGGGCGGAAGAUAUAAUUGGUGGACAACUUCGAGGCACACGUUUAAAAAGAAAAGAUUAUCAUAAAUGGUUCCCGGAAGAAGACAAUAAUCAGUGA